AUCCAUAUUCCUUCGUACGUAAUUACAGGCAGACAGGAUCAAUGGGUUUCUCCUCACCGCCAGUGGUUUACCUCAAACGUACGACUCGUCAUCCUCCAUGGUCACGACUUUCAUAUAACCACGUACAAGAGGUAUCACGAAAUGACACCCCAGCCUAUUCCAGUAUGGGAAUCCACAUGCAAGCCACCUUCUGACAUCAGAAUUGAGCGCGGCGUCUGCAGUCAUUUAUUAAAUGCCACUUGGCACGUCACUCGCAAGCCUGCCUCUUUGCCCUAUCGCCUCAGUCUACUCUCCGUCCUAUGACAAUCUUCUUCAAUCUAUUAUAUUCGCCAUCUAAAAUGGAAUAUAGCCAAGCCACGUCUUAUCUUGACUCGACUCUUAGGUCGACGUCGGCGAAUAUUCUCAUAUUGUGUGUCCUCGUCGUCGGAACUAAACUAGUAUACAAUGUUUAUUUCCACCCAUUGGCAUCUUAUCCUGGACCGCUCUAUCUCAUUGUGUCGGAUAUCCCAUUGGCGAUCUUCUCGCUUCUCGGUAUCAGCCAAUACCCGCUCAAAGCCGCACAUGACGAAUACGGCGACAUUGUCCGUAUUGCUCCCGGAACUCUCUCGUAUAUCAAACCACAGGCUUGGUCCCAGAUUUAUGGAUAUAAGAAAAACGGCGGAGGCCGCGCAAACUUCCCUAAAGACCCACGCUUCUACAACGAGAUGAUGCUUGGUAAGGAUACGAUCACACUCGUAAGCGACGAUGAUGCAAUUCCAAUCCGUCGUUCCCUAAACAGCGCCUUCUCACAUCGUUCGCUCCUAGAACAGGAGCCCAUGAUACAAGAGCACAUCGCCGGCUUGAUGGCACAAUUUGAGAAGCACAGUGCUAAUAAACACCCAAUCGAUGUGCGCGAAUGGUUCACGUUUUCCAUGUUCGAUAUCAAUAGCGACUUUGGUUUCGGUGAAGAUAUGGGCUGUGUCAGAACCGGAGUCUACCAUGAAUGGGUAAAAUUUGUCAUCGACUAUUUUUACGCCGCGACCCUCUUGCAUCAAUGUCACAAGUUUUGGCCCCUAAACCGUUUGCUUGCUCUUUGCAUCCCACCUUCAACCCGUGAAAUGCAGGCAAAUCAUCAUGAAGCAUCAUUACAGCGCGUCCAGAAACGCAUGGCCAUGGACACCGACCGUCAUGAUUUUAUGUACUACUUUUUACAACAGGCAAAGAAGGAAAAUCUUUCAACGGAAACAAUCGAGGCCCAGGCUACAGUCCUCAUCCUAGCUGGCAGCGAGACCUCGUCGGUGGCGCAGACUGCUGCAGUGUACCAUAUCUUGAUGCACCCUGAAAUCCACGAGAAACUGCGGGACGAUAUCCGAAACACCUUUGCCACUGUCGAGGAUAUCAAGUUGCAGGAUGUCCUAAAUAAGCUGCCAUAUUUGGAUGCCGUGGUACAAGAGACGCUCCGCAUUCACGCCCCGCUUGCUAAUGGCUUCACUCGUUGGGUGCCCGAUAGAGAUGGGGCUACGAUCUGCGGAAAACAUGUUCCACAAGGGACCGUAGUUACAAUUAACCACUAUUGCUCGAAUACCUCGGCCUCCAAUUUCCGCGAUCCUAUGAGUUUCAUUCCAGAUCGAUGGAUGGGUGAUGCCAAGUAUGCCACCGAUCGGAGAGACGUAGUCCAGCCAUUCUCUGUAGGACCUCGCAAUUGUCCUGGCCAACGAUUUGCACUCUACAAUAUUAAAUUAGCGCUUACACAUUUAUUGUGGCGUUUUGACCUGGAACUAGGUAAGGAUACAGAGAAUUGGGCGUUAGGUCAACGCAUCUAUAAUGGAUGGAUUCAGCCUGCCUUGCCAGUUUUGAUGAAGGAGCGAGUAUGAUUCGAAGUAGGCUGAAAGAAGGCGGAAUGAUACUUGAACAUUUUACUAUUUAGUAAUAUCAUAUCAUAUAUCAUAUAUUAUAUAUCAUAAAGAAUGAUCGAUGGCUUGGUUGCAUUCAUUAACAACACGGGUAGUGACGCUACGCACCUACUCUUAUUAGGCAGUUAGCCAGAUUCCUAUGACGCCACGACAUUACACCAAGGUCCUUUUGCAAUUAAGGCUUGCAUACAGAG
Messenger RNA from Hypoxylon trugodes, 2086 nucleotides. Its product is annotated as cytochrome P450. Gene Ontology annotation, molecular function: heme binding; monooxygenase activity; oxidoreductase activity, acting on paired donors, with incorporation or reduction of molecular oxygen. The record is from RefSeq and is a predicted model, not a curated record. Lineage: Eukaryota; Fungi; Ascomycota; Sordariomycetes; Xylariales; Hypoxylaceae. Bases 300 to 1853 code for a protein of 517 amino acids. The transcript is spliced from 6 exons.